Messenger RNA from Monosiga brevicollis MX1, 948 nucleotides. RefSeq lists its product as uncharacterized. The coding region runs from base 1 to 948 and encodes 315 amino acids. Lineage: Eukaryota; Choanoflagellata; Craspedida; Salpingoecidae. The transcript has 2 exons. The record is from RefSeq and is a predicted model, not a curated record.
AUGCAACUCUCCCUUGCUGAGGCCGAGUCUGGCGCUAGUUCCACAAAGCAGGAUGAGACGGAGGAGGAACUGCAAUUGGCUCUAGCUAUAUCUCAAAGUUUGGCAGAGCAGCAAGGCUCUGCCAGUGCCAGUGCCAGUGCCAGUGACAGUGCUAGUGCCAGUGCCAGUGCCAGCGCCAGCGCCAGUGCCAGUGCCAGUGCCAGUGCCAGUGCUAGUGCCAGUCAUUCCGAAGCCAGCUUCAGUGCUGUUCAAGGUGGUCAAGAUGGCCAAUGGGACUCUUCAGGCAAUACUACCUCUGCAUCAAAACUUACAACCGCUUACACUACUCAGCUGAAUGGUCGUGAUGGGCGCCUCGCAUCUACGGCUGCCGGCUCCAAAGCUGCCCCGUCCCGUCGUAACCCAUUUGACAUGCCCCAGCGCCAGCCCUCAGCAUCUACCUCCACUUCGCUGUCAACAACGUCAACCAAGCUUAUCACGACGUCCCCGUCCAACCCGUUUGCCUCUGAUGCAGCCCAGACAGCAGCAACUGAUGUGGCGGUGACAGCAACCACGACCCGCACCAUGCUGUCCUUUGGUGGGGCAGAGCUUGCGGGCGUAGACGAUGGCAUGGGCGUCACCCUGGCUGAUAACGAGGACUACAUGCCUACGCUGGAAAAUUACAACACGAGCACAGACGUUGGAGCUGGUGCAACAGCUGCUGCCUCCCAACUUGCUGAGCUUGAGCUCGAAGGUCCAGACACAAGCGACUCUGGCGGCCAUAUCCGCACAGAAGCUGAAAAACUCAUCUUGGAAGCACAGGCUAAAUUUCGCGCAGCGAGGUCGGAGAGCUGCUCCUCCGAUCGGAUGGAAAAUCCUGCCACUCCACCCCAAACAGGUGUCUUCGGCUCGCCACAAGCCGUUGCUGCUGCUGUGGGCGUGCAGCAUUUGGAAGAUGAAUCCAGCGCCUAG